Molecule: messenger RNA, 3784 nt
Organism: Culicoides brevitarsis
Lineage: Eukaryota; Metazoa; Arthropoda; Insecta; Diptera; Ceratopogonidae
Product: probable serine/threonine-protein kinase DDB_G0278509
Exons: 3
Coding region: 101-3430 (1109 amino acids)
Molecular function (GO): protein binding
Source: RefSeq, a predicted model, not a curated record
CAAAAAAUUACUUAGUUGUGUUCGGAUUACUCCAAAGUCUGUACCUAAAACGAGAUUUAUUGAACAAAGAGUUGAAUAAUUGUAUCAAUUUUGACGAGAAAUGGUUCAAAAACGCAGUUUGGGAAUCAUCAUUUUCGUUGUUUGUAUUGGUGCCCGUGUCGUCGAAUCUUAUCCCAAACAACGCAUCGAGUGCGAGGAAUACAAAACGGAUGACUCAUAUGACGGUUCGACAUGUACUUUGAGCAAAAUUUCCGCCGACGACGCCACAGAAUUCGAGUUUGUGCGAAAUAAUGUCAAAAUUUGGUGGUUUAUCGAUAAAAAUCUCAAUUUUGAGUGGUUCAAAAAGAUCCAUGUACGAAAUUCGACGGUAAAAAGUAUUCCGCGCCCCUUUAUGACGCAAUACACGAAGAUGGAAGUACUUCUGAUGGACCAUUGUGGUGUCGAGGAAUGGCAUCCUCUUACUUUUACGCACGCCAAAAACUUGCGACAGCUGCUUUUAAGUCGAAAUCUCGUGUCGGAAGUGCCUCGAUUCGCUUUUUACAAUGCCAACGUACUCGAAGUCAUCGAUUUGCAACACAACAAAAUCACGCGUGUCGACCGGUAUGCGUUCAUCAACCUCGAGGCACUGAAGGAAAUCAAGUUGGCGUACAACCGCAUCACGACACUCGACUUGCGGAUCUUCAGCAAUGUCCAUUUGCGACACGUGGAUGUCAGUCACAACGCCUUGACGAGUCUUUCGAUCGAAGUUGAGAGUGUUUUCAAGACAAAAUCCAAAAAAGCUGAACUAAAAGUCAUCGCCAAUGACAACGAAAUCACCCAACUUUUCAUCCAAGAUGACUUUCCGGUGACAGAAUUGAAUCUCAAGCGAAAUAAUUUGACUUUCGUCACACCAAUCGCCCUUUUCAAAGACUUAACUUACCUAAAUCUCGAAGGAAACCCAUUGGGAGGCAUUCCGCUUAACACUUUCUUCAACAUGGGACACUUGCAGUACUUAAAUCUCCGUGGCACGAACCUCAAUGCCAUCAACGGGGCAAUUUUUUCGCGUCUCACGAAACUCAAACAUCUCGAUUUGUCGAGCAACAAUUUCACAACUAUCAAUUUGCACGAUUUGGCUGCCAUGGGAGAUCUUGAAGAGCUCGUUUUGCUCGAAAAUUAUUUGAAAGAAGCCGACGCUCAAACGUUGCACGACAUUUUCAAGCAUUUGACGCACAUUUGGAUCUCAAGCAACGUCUGGGAUUGCGAUGAAUUCAAGAAAUUCGUGCUUAAAGUGCAAGAAACCGGCAUCCAAGUCAACAAUGGCGAGGGGAAAUACGGAACAUCCGCAAAGGGCAUGCAAUUGUGCAUCACAACACUCUCACUCUCAAGAAUCAUGUCGUCGAAUCUCCGCGGUUGCUGCCUGCUCGCAGUUCCCCGUCACAGCGGCAACAACAACAACAAUAACAAUAAUAGAAUAACAUUUUUAAUUUGUCUGAUAUUAACCGUGAUAACGACGACGAGCCAUUGUACGGCAAUAACAACCACACAAACCCCAAGCACCGCAAUCGGAAGCGAUUUGUCGUCCGAGAGUUAUUUGAACAGCACCGAAUCACUUGUCGAAGCAUCGACAACGACGGAAACUCUUGACUCGAGUACCACAACGGAAGUCAUUUUCGUAACGGAAGACGUCGAAGACACCGAUAUCUUCCCCUUGUACUGCUCCGAGCCAAAAAAUGUCCCAAACCCGAAGGAAAUGUGCGAAAUUUCCAUCGCCAAUUGCCCAAAAUGCAAUGAAACAGACGAAACUGAUGCCGAUCUCGACACUUCAACUCGCAACAUUGUCAUUUUCAGUCAUGAUACUUCAAUUAUCACCUUUAUUCAUGUCUACGAAGUGCCAUUAGUCGCAAUGCCUGUGUCAGUCUUCGAGCAAUAUACGAAUUUAGCGAUUUUACAACUCGAAAAUUGCUCGAUACGCGAUCUCGAUGGCAUCACAAACGCCACAAAGCUGAAGAAAUUGUACGUGAACAACAAUAAUUUGCGACAAAUCGGCGAAGGUCAGUUGCAUGGCGCACCCCAUUUGCGUCUACUUGAGGCGACGCACAACAAAAUCGAGAUUGUCGACGAGAAAGCGUUCAGCAACAACGAGAACCUGUAUUGGCUGGACUUGAGUUACAAUCGUAUUGGGGGUUUGCCAUGGGCGGUGUUCCAAUAUCUCAAGGCAAUUGUCACAAUUAACUUGUCGCAUAACAUGAUCGAGGAAUUGGGACUCGUUUGUAGUGGCAUCGAGACACUUAGUACGCUAGAUUUGUCCUAUAAUCGCAUCAAAAAGAUUCGGGCAAGUACUUUUGAGAGAACGACGAACCUCGAGGCGAUCCAUUUGGGCAACAACGAGAUCGAAAUGAUCGAACACAAUGCCUUCGAUCAAUGUUCGAAGCUGAAAUCGCUCGAUUUGUCGAAUAAUCGAUUGCAAUCGUUGCACUUUGAUAUCCCAAGUAGCCAAUUUAGCAGCUUGUUGGUACAAAACAACCUCAUCGGUGAACUGGCUUGUACAACGCGGCAACAAAAUCUCUCGAAUCUCAAGUUACAUGCGCAAAAUAACCAAAUUUCAACGCUUUUUGUGCAAGAUGGCAUUCCCAUAACAGACUGCAAUUUGGACACAAACCGCCUGAAAUCACUCUCGACCUUGACCAAAGUUUACACACUCACGAGUUUGCGGCUUUCGAACAAUGAUCUGUCCGAAUCAACUGAUCUACCAUCAUUCACGAAUCUCGAAAAUUUGGUCGAAUUGGAUCUAAGUUACACGGAUCUCCAAGCGGAAUACGUCAAAUAUCUCUUUCAACUGAAAAAUCUCAUUUUUUGGCUCGAUCUCUCGGGAAAUCCAUCAUUGGCAUCUUUUGAUUGGAACAUCAAUCCCGGGUCCCCGGUUCAAGUUCUUCGUUUAAAUAACUGCUCCUUGACCGAUUUGAAUGUCCCGAACCUCCUUCAAGCACUCCCGAACUUGCAAGAAAUCGAAAUCGAUGAAAAUGAGUUCCCGUGUCGCACUUUGAGACGAAUUUUGGUCGACAUCCAAGGCAUCGGCGGUAAAACUGUGAAGAAAGGAGACAUUAAUGACUUUGAACAUAUCGAAGGGAUUCGAUGUGUGAACGAUACUCAACCCGAAAUUCCCAAGCCCAGCGUCGGAUUGGAAGCGAAUACCACAAAACUCGUCCUGCUGAAGCCCAUUGUCACGCAUAUCACGCCAACGACUGCUGCAACCGAAAUUUCCGACGCGGAAAUGAAAGCUUCGACAGAAACGCAUAGCACGAGUAAGUCGCGCAUCCAGAUAAAGCCACAUAUUCCAUCGACGACGUCGCCAGCCAGUAAUACGGGUGCAGCAACGGCAACUGAAACAACAAUUGUGACAAGUGAAAGUGAAUCACCUUCUAUUGAAUCAACAACAACAGAAUCAAAUUAACUGAAAAAAAAAACUAAUAAUUGCAUUUUCGGUGAAAAACAUGCAAAAAUGUGAAUGAAACGAAAAAGAAAUCAAGUGAACACACGUGCUAUACAUAAAUAUAGAGAGAAAAAAAUACGUUAAAUGCCUAAAUCAAUUCAAAUUUUAUUCCACAUUGUAGUCUCUAGUUUAGUAUUAUUAUAUUAUAAAUUUAUAAUUAUGAUGUAGCGAACACUGUGAAUGUAGUAACUUAAAAAAAAAAUUUCGCACACGCACACUCUUUAUUGCUUUUGUAGGACGAAUGAUGAUGAAAAUUAGGUACAUUGUACUGUGACGUGAAACAGAAAAAAAAUAUUUAAAAAAAUAAAAAUGAAU